AUGCUAAAUCUUUCAGCGAUAUCCACGUCUGUCCGCGAUGCCCCCGAUUUUGUCGAACUUUGCCGUAUCUGGGGAUACGAGGCCGAAGAACAUAUAGUGCAAACGAAAGACGGCUACUUGCUGGGAAUCCACAGAUUACAGUGGCGUCGGGGAGAGGAGGGACUAAAGGUCAAUUGCGGAGUUGGGAGCACAAGGAAGCGAGUAAUCUAUCUACACCACGGGCUUCUCAUGAACUCGGAAGUUUGGGUGUGCCUGACAGACGAGCGGAGGUGUCUACCUUUCGAGCUGGUCGAGCGUGGAUUUGAUGUUUGGCUUGGAAACAACCGUGGAAACAAGUAUUCGAAGAAGUCAAUCCAUGCCUCACCGACGACGGUAAAAUUCUGGGACUUUUCCAUGGAUGAGUUUGCAUUUCACGACAUCCCUGAUACCAUAUCUUACAUCCUGGAAACCACGGAACAGAAGAGCCUCUCGUAUAUUGGUUUUUCGCAAGGCACUGCCCAGGCAUUCGCCACUCUGGCCAUUCACCCCUUGCUGAAUCACAAAGUCAACGUGUUUAUUGCUCUGGCGCCUGCCAUGGCACCCGCCGGCCUGUCCAAUGGUAUAGUAGAUGCUUUAGUCAAGGCCUCGCCCUCGGUUCUCUACCUGAUGUUUGGUAGACGGUCCAUCUUGAGUUCUGCCACAAUGUGGGAGACGUUGUUGUACCCACCCAUAUUCUGCCAUCUCAUUGACAGAGGGCUGGGGUUCCUGUUCAACUGGAAGACGAAGAACAUCUCGGCCAGCCAGAAACUAGCGGCAUACCCGCAUCUCUACUCCUUCACCAGCACGAAGAGUGUGGUGCAUUGGUUUCAGGUAAUCCGCAACAAAUGUUUCCAGAUGUACGACGACGACGUCCACCAGCCGAUGAAUGUUGCCACGUCGAGAAAGUAUUCCAAGGUAGCCAAGUAUCCGACUCGAAAUAUUCGCACGCCCGUUGUGCUGGUCUAUGGAGGCAGUGAUUCCCUCGUGGACAUCAAAACCAUGCUGCGAGAACUCCCUCCGCAGACCGUAGCCACCGAGAUCCCACACUACGAACAUCUAGACUUCUUGUGGGCCAGAGAUGUCGAUUCUCAGGUAUUCCAGCACGUAUUUGACGCUUUAGACAGCUUUACAGACGCGGAACACAGGGCAGAGGAAUACGAUCGGUACUACACGGUGAGAAAUGAAAGCUUGAUGGGGUCGGCGUUUUCUUUCUUGCAUCGGGGAAGUGAAAGCGAAGCAUCGACAACGGCUGCCGGAAGCGAGGGGUCGAAUGGACAGUCGCCUCAGCAUGUCGCCCGAGAAGCCUCAGAACUGACAGAGAAUACGUCAAGAAACCGUAUUAUUGGCCGCGCUGAUGGUGUUUGCGACAUGACUGACAAGCUAAAGGGGGUAGGUGUCAGGAGAGGGGGGACCAAGAGCGCCGCCAAUCCUUGGCAAGACAUCGGACUGCUAGACAAGACAAAAUGA
This is a messenger RNA of Metarhizium brunneum ARSEF 3297, 1485 nucleotides long. RefSeq lists its product as uncharacterized. The record is from RefSeq and is a predicted model, not a curated record. NCBI's taxonomy places the organism in Eukaryota, Fungi, Ascomycota, Sordariomycetes, Hypocreales, Clavicipitaceae.